AAACUUAAUGCGCAGUCAGAGCGCUGGAGGAAGUUAUUAAUGUCUAGUUUUGUUGAAGGAUGUAAGAGCUGCAGGAGCUGUUAUAAGGUGAAUAAUAACCUGAUUUUAAUGUGUGUCAACAGGUUGGUAAACCGAUGAAGCGACUCGUUCACUCGUGGGCUGUUUAAUCAUUCUAGAGAAAUGACAGACGUGCGAUGUAGAAAACCGUGUGAGAAGGACGAGGCAGUGUCUGAUGUGCACCAAGGUAGCAGAAUAGAAGGUGUUGUGAAGGAUGAAGAUGGAGCUGAUGGUCUGGGAUCAGACACGGCACCUGCUGGUAAAGAAGACACGGAGAGCCGAGCAGCUGAGGACGCAGAUGCAGACGCAGACGCAGACGAGGCGAGAGCAGACGCAGGCCAGACGGAGUCUCCGUCUCCCGCUGCAGAGGAGGAGAAGAAGGAAGAGCAGGACUCCAACUCCAGCAAGACAACAAACAAGAGCAGUAAAACUGUGAUGUUUCAGAGGUUAGCGAAGCUCUUUAUCGGUUGUCUAGCAGCUGUGACCUGUGGGAUGAUGUACGCCGUGUACCUGAGCACGUACCACGAGAGGAAGUUCUGGUUCUCCACUCGGCAGGAGCUGGAGAGAGAGAUCACCUUCCAGGGAGGCAGCGGUCUUUAUUACUACUACUACAAACACAUGCUGUUCGCCUCGUCCUUCGAGAAGGGUGUGCACGAGCUGAUGCGAGAUAACAGGACAGUAUCUGGUCAGACCAUUAAUGCAGUGGAGCAGCUGUCUCUCUACCCCGAGCUCCUCAGCAGCCUGCUCUACAAACUGAGUGGCAGUCAGGACUCCAUCGAGCCGGUUUAUUUCUACAUCGGCGUGGUGUUUGCGCUGCAGGCUGUCUUUGUGACGGCUCUGUUUAUCUGCAGCUGGGUGAUGAGUGGCACUUGGGUGGCUGGGAUGCUGGCAGUGGCCUGGUUCAUCAUUAACAGGCCUGACACGACUAAAGUGGACUAUGCUAUUCCUCUGAGAGAUAACUGGGCUCUCCCUUACUUCUCCUGCCAAGUAGCUGCUUUAACUGGCUUCCUGAGCAACAACAUCAGCUCUUCUAUGGAGAUGUUCUGUUACCUGCUGAUGAGUGUGACGACGUUCACCUUCAUAGUGAUGUGGGAGCACAGCCACUACAUACUGUUUAUACAGGGACUUGCGCUCUUACUGCUGGACUGCUUCGAUCUCGUACCAGCACGCAAGACAGCAGAUGUCCAUAAAGUGUAUCUGAGCUCUUUGUUCCUGGCGUAUGUUGUGCAGUAUCAGAAGGCCAGCCUACUUUCCUGUCCCCUCCUCAGUCUGCUGGUAGCCAACAUGCUGGCCAAAUACCUGCAGCAAAAACUGAAGAUGGGCCCGCUGGUAGCGAGACUGAUGAAGAUUGUGCUACACCUUUACUUAGUCUUCACUGCAAGCAUCACCUACAACUACCUGAUCAAGAGAAUUUUUCCAGUCAAUCAGAGUGACUUCAUCUUGAAGUUCCUGGAAAUCAGGUUUGGCUUAAACUCGACAACAGAGUUUAUCCCCAACCUGCUGCUAUGUGACGAUGGUUUCCAGGCUCCGGGCCAGGACUUCUUCCUGCGUCUCACUCACACUUCUGUCCUGCCUUUUUAUUUGCUCGUGCUGGUCAUCUGCUUGCUGUCAAUCAUGCAGACCAUCUACAGGAGACUCAGUGGUGAGAGAGCGAUGGGCAGCGUGCAGAUGGAGGACGGGCGGAUCGGGGAGCGACCGGAGGUGAUCUACCACGUGUUCCACACAAUGCUGUUCGGAGCUCUGGCCAUGCUGUUUCAGGGGUUAAAGUAUCUUUGGACCCCAUACGUGUGUAUGUUCACUGCAUUUGGUGUGUGUUCACCAGAUCUCUGGAUGACUGUCUUAAGAUGGGUCAGACUCAAGUCUGUCCAUCCUGUAGUGCUGGCACUCAUCCUGAGCACCGCCGUGCCGACCAUCAUCGGCUUCAGCUUAUGGAGAGAGUAUUUCCCACGCGUACUGACAGAGCUUACAGAGGUUCAGGAGUUUUAUGAUCCUGAUACAGUGGAGCUCAUGAACUGGAUUAGGAGUCAGGCUCCGCUCUCGGCCGUGUUCGCCGCGAGUCCUGCGCUGUCUGGAACGUUGAAGGUGUGUACGGGAUGGCCGGUUGCCAGUCUCCCGCUCUACGCAGACCUCAGCCUGCUGCAGAGAACAGAGAGUACGUAUCAGGUGUAUGCCAUGCGCUCUGCCGAAGAUGUCUAUAAGCUGCUGACAGCUCAGAAGUCAAGUUACGUCAUCAUCGAAGAGGAGCUGUGUAACGAGAUGAGUCCCGACAGAAGCUGCAGAAUCAAAGACCUGCUCGACUACGCAAACGGCCACGUGGUGUAUGACCAAGGGGAAAUGUACACUUUUUCCAAGCACGGGCGAUUCUGUCACCAGAUAAAAAUGAACUACUCUCCAUACACCAACUACUUCACACGAGUUUUCUGGAACCGCUCCUACCAUGUCUACAAAGUCAACUCGGUCAUCUCCUUCCAGUACUGACAUCUGCUGUCAUCAGUGCUGAAGAUCACAGUCAACUCCAAGCAAAUCCUCUUCCAGGAACCAAAUCAACUCCAUCAGUUCCUUCCAAACUCAAUGUCUGCACAGUCAACUCCAUGCCUUCAUUACCUUUUAUUCUCAAUGUCUAACACUCGCUAAUACUAUUUUCUAUAUUGUCAACACUGUUUUUUCUUCCGGUUUCCACAGCUAGCGAAUCAAAUCAGCCGUUCACUUGCAAUCCCAAUGUCUACGGUCAAGUCUGCCAUCCCCUUCCAAUUCCAUAUCUACAGUCGACUCCACAAUCCCCUUCCGAUCCCAACGUUUACAGUCAAGUCCGUCAUCCCCUUCUAAUCCCAAUAUCUGCAGCCAACUCGUCAUUCCCUUCCAAUCCCAAUGUCUACAGUCAACUCCACCAUAUCCUUCCAAUCCCAAUGUCUACAGUCAAGUCCGUCAUCCCCUUCUAAUCCCAAUGUCCCCAUGUCUACAGUCAUGUCCAUCAUCCCCUUCUAAUCCCAAUGUCCCCAUGUCUACAGUCAUGUCCAUCAUCCCCUUCUAAUCCCAAUGUCCCCAUGUCUACAGUCAUGUCCAUCAUCCCCUUCUAAUCCCAAUGUCCCCAUGUCUACAGUAAUGUCCGUCAUCCCCUUCUAAUCCCAAUGUCCCCAUGUCUACAGUCAUGUCCGUCAUCCCCUUCUAAUCCCAAUGUCCCCAUGUCUACAGUAGACUCCACCAUCUCGCAGUGUCCAAUCCCAGUGUCUACAGCCAACUCCGUCAUUCCCUUCCAGUUCCAAUAUCUACAGUCAGCUUCUUCAUCCCCAUCCAUUCUUAAUGUCUACAGUCAAUUCUGUCAUCCGGUAUGUUGGAGCAACACUGUAUGUCUUCACUUUAUUUCUUUUCUCCUUCACCACUCCUGAGCUAGCGCUGUGUUACUGAUCUGCUGAACCCCCAUACUAUUGGAUUGGAGAACGGAUUGUAAAUGGUUCUUACAUCAUCUUGCAGUUAUGCACAAUGACCUUUAGUACCGCGUUGUGUGUGGAUGUGUGUGUGUGUGUGUGUAUAUGUGUGUGUGUCACAGAUCUGUUCAGGGAUCCAGUCACAGGACCUGUUCAGCAUCUAAACUGCUGCCUCUGAGCUAUUGGUGGUGAAUACACAGCCCUGUGGUGGCAGUGUUCGAAAGCUUUUUGCUGCUGUCAGGAUAUGAAAAGACCUUCCAGAAAGGAGUUGCGUCGUCGGAGGGAAUCGUGGGUGGUGCAGGCCGGCUCUGUGACUGCCUAAUCGUUGGAAUUUGCAUACGCUUUUCUUUUGUAAACACUGCAUCAUGUCAUAUGCCUUUUGAAAGAGAAGGAACUUGCUAAGCUCUGGCUGAUAAUGUUGUCCAAGUGUUAAAAACCUGUACGUUAACCUGAUACCACUUUUAUUUUUAUUUCCUUCUUCUGUUAUAACAACUUUGCUCAGCAUCUCGAUAGAACCAUCGUGACCAUGCAGACGUUUUAUUUUCUGACUGAUACAUUACAAGUGCAUAUAACUUAUUUGUACUGUACCGUCCAUCCACCAACUGAUGGAUAGAACUUAUUUAAAGGAAGUCUAAUGGCACUUUCAUCAAUAAACGGAGAAGUGGAUCAGUGGUUAAAGCUCUGGGUAAAACUGCUGAUCUUAUACAUGAAUGAAAAUCAGUAUAAAUAUGUGAUCGAAUAAUUACAUCCAUAACUUCAGCCAUUACAUUAGAUGUUUUCUUGUUACGUAAAACUUCUCAUCUCAGCAAGUAUGAAUUAUGCAGAUUUGUUUGCAAACGUCUUAAAGCAAUUACCUUUAAACGUGUUAUUUCGUCUAAACAUAUCGACACCCCUUCUUCUGCCAUUAGGCUUCCUUAUACGCAAGUUUGUAGUUUUUUUUCUGUUUUGAUUUUAUCUAUGUAAGUUGUGAUAACUGUGGUUAAUGGAGCUCGGGUUAAAAGCAAGAGUAACUAGUAGUAGUUCAGUACAGCAGCCAACAUUUCAAUGCAAUUUCAUUAAGAGUCAUUUCAACGUGAUCUGAUGCAAUAUAGUGUGAUGUAGUAUUUUCUUACAGAAAAAAAAAGUGUUGGAAAACUCUGUGCUUGUUGGAAAAAGCAUUGACGCUUAAAUGCCAUGUCUGUCUUGAAUAUGGUGCAAAUAGUUGACAGUUGCUGCUGUUGCAUUUAGUUUGUGUCUUCCUAUAACUUAUGCUAAUACACACCGAUGAAUUGUUUGAACA
Messenger RNA from Tachysurus fulvidraco (yellow catfish), 4761 nucleotides. RefSeq names its product probable C-mannosyltransferase DPY19L4. Gene Ontology annotation, molecular function: mannosyltransferase activity. Bases 181 to 2535 code for a protein of 784 amino acids. Lineage: Eukaryota; Metazoa; Chordata; Actinopteri; Siluriformes; Bagridae. The record is from RefSeq and is a predicted model, not a curated record. Gene Ontology annotation, cellular component: nuclear inner membrane. The transcript is spliced from 21 exons.